This is a messenger RNA of Adineta steineri, 1278 nucleotides long. NCBI's taxonomy places the organism in Eukaryota, Metazoa, Rotifera, Eurotatoria, Adinetida, Adinetidae. The record is from the annotation of a GenBank genome assembly.
AUGAGUGAAACUACAAUUAUUACAACACAUAUUCGUUCAGAUUCGGAUGAUUUCGAUAUUCGUCGAGAAUUUUGUGGUUUUCAAGAUAAACGUUUGAAUGAUUUAAGACAAUUUAGUUCAUGUAUUAUUGAUUUACAAACACAUGGUCCAAAAGAUCCAUUUGAAAAAGUUACUUGGGUGAUUUCACAUUAUGAUGAAGCAGUACGUAAUUUUGUUGUUAAACGUAUUCAAGCAUGGGCACAAACUACACAAAUAGCUGUUCAAAUGCAUAUAGAAGAUAUUGCCUUUCAUCAACAAAUAUCAUCAGAUUCAUCAUCGUGUUCAACUGAUUGUAAAAUACAACAACUUGGUAAUUCAGUUAAAUCAUCACCAUCACCACCAAGAAAUUCUGCUCGAUUAAUGUUUAAUAAACAUUCAAAAACACCAUUACAUGAUAAUUAUUAUAGUAAUGUGCCAAAUGCAGCUCUUGUUCCACAAACAAAUGUACAAUCACGAUAUCCACAACGUCGUCGUCGAAAUUCAUCAUCAAGUAGUUCGGGUGUAAUCCGUCGGCCAGCAUUAUUUGGUAAACCAAGCGAUUACUUUCUCUCACGAGGAGACGAAUAUCCACGACAUCGAUAUUCACCUUUGUCAACACCAAUCAACAAAAUCAAAACUGAUGAAACAGCAAAAUUAUUAGCUGAAAAUGAUACAUCAUUGGCUAAACUUCCUCAUUCACAAACUGAAAAUGAUUACUCAUGGGAUAUAAGCCAAAGCCAAAACAAAGAGCAUAGUUUAAAUACUAAUACUUCAAAAUGUGAUAAAACAGAUUUUGAAGAACAAGCGAAAUGGGCAGAUCUUCUUUCGGAUACAAGUGAUUGUGAAAGUGAAUCUCAUCCAUUAAUGGCUGAUAUUAUUCUUGUUUCUCAAUUACGUGAUUGUCUUAUGAAUUCAAAUAUUUCAAAAACAAACGAUGUUGAAUCCAUUCAGUCAUUAAUUACAAAACCUUUAUUUCUUACAAGUCAUGAACAAUUAAAAACAUUAGAAAAUCAACCUAUUUGGUUUCAUCGACUUAUGCUUAAUUCAAAAAUAAUCUUAUCAAAUGGUAUACAUCAAUCAAAACAACAAGCAGAAAAAUUAGCAUAUACAAAAAUGAUUGAAUUAAUGACAAAUAAACAAGGUGUUGUACCAAAAAUAGUUGCUAAUGGUCAAUGUAAAGUUGUACUUCGAAAAUUUCUUCCAUCUAAACAUCUGAAUGAAACAACAAUUAUUGAUUCAACCAUGAAUAAUGCUUUUUAA